GGGCCAGUGAUGGCAAGUGAGAGUCAUGCUGGGCAGAUCAUACCGGACUCAUCACAGCUGGUAUAACACGUGGAGCUGAAUUCUACAGUGAGCAGUGACAUCACUUUUCCUAGACGGACCUGAGCAGCAGGGGGCGGCCCUUCUCCCUGUACAUAUAACCCGAGCGAACACAGACCACGAGACACCCAGACCGGCCGGCCACCUGAGCAUUCUCUCUGCUGUUCAGAGACCACAUGCAGUGAGGACGCUCAGCGAGGAAGAGGAAGCCACCGGUCACAGCAAGCUCCUGCAAUUAGAUGGCUUCUGCGCCAGGUUUAAAAUCUGAGAGAUUGUCACUGCUAGAGGACGGAAUCCCCCCAGCCAAGAAACCCAGAUGCCAUCUUGUGCCUUUCAGAAAGCUGCUGCCCAGUCUGAAGACAAAAAAGCCGCAGGAGCUGGUGCUGGUGAUCGGGACGGGGAUCAGUGCUGCCGUUGCCCCCCAGGUUCCUGCACUGAAGUCUUGGAAAGGGUUAAUUCAAGCACUGCUGGAUGCUGCCAACGACUUUGACCUCCUAGAAGAAGAGGAGAGCAAAAAGUUUCAGAAGUGUCUCCACGAGGACAAGAACUUGAUUCACGUGGCCCAUGACCUCAUCCAGAAGUUGUCCCCGCGCACCAGCAAUGUGCGGUCCACCUUCUUCAAGGACUGUCUGUACGAGGUGUUCGAUGACCUGGAGUCCAAAAUGGAGGAGACGGGCAAGCAACUGUUGCAAUCCGUGCUGCAGCUGAUGGAGCACGGUGCUCUCGUCCUGACAACCAACUUCGACAACCUUCUGGAGAUCUACGCCUAUCACCAAGGGAAAGAGCUGGAGUCCCUUGACCUGACCGAUGAGAAGAAGCUGUUUUCUCACCAGGUACUUGAAUGGGCUCAGGAGAAGAAGAAACUUAGUGUCCUGCACAUCCACGGCGUCUAUACAAACCCCAGCGGCAUCGUCCUCCACCCGGCUGGCUACCAGAAUGUCCUGCGCAACACAGAGGUCAUGCGGGAGAUCCAGAAGCUGUACGAGAACAAAUCUUUCCUGUUUCUGGGCUGUGGCCGCACUGUGGAUGACACGACUUUCCAGGCACUCUUCCUAGAGGCAGUGAAGCACAAAUCUGAUCUGGAACACUUCAUGCUGGUCCGGCGGGAGGCCGUAGAUGAGUUCAAGAAGCUGAGGGAGAACAUGCUGGACAAGGGCAUCAAAGUGAUUUCCUAUGGCACAGAGUAUUCUGACCUGCCUGAGUACUUUGAGAGGCUAGCCAAUGAAAUCUCCAACAAGGGCCGGACAGGAUCGAUGAGAGAACUGCCUCUGAAGAAUGGGCCAAGCUUACCGGACAGUCCAAAUAGAGGGUUUUCAUGCUGUCAGGAUUUGCACUGUGAAGAGGAAAUGGCUUGUCAACCCAAGUACGAAAUUCCAGUACUAUCCUUUGCAGAAACGGCGAAGACAGACUGUUGUGCACAUACAGAGCAUGCGUGCAUAGCCACUACUUCUCAUCCCUCAAGCAAAUCACUGGAGAUAAGUGACCAGAUUAUUGAGCCAGACUGGACAAACCUUACCCAGAGACCCCUGUCUCCAACUAUUCCACCUUCUAAAGAGGACCAAGGUCUACCACCAGCAGUUCCUAGUGCAUGGACCAUUGAGGAGCAUCUCAAGGGUUUUAUUGACAUCCAGGAGGGAUUACGGAAGGGGAUCAUGACAAAGAUGAACACACUGCACCUAGAUUUGUGUCAGCUGACGAUGGGUAUUCAAAAAAACAAUUCCGUGUUCAGAAAAAUGCAAAAGGUGGAGACCGAAAGAAACCAGUUGUUGGGCCAGAUGAACGCCAACAUUGCUAAACUGGCCACCAGCUUGCAAAUUUUGGCAAUUCACCAGAACGCCAGCCAAAGAGAGUUACGGGAUCUUUUGGACUUGCAUAGGGCAUCAUCUUCGACAUCUCUGGAGGAUAUGUCUAUUGGAAGCCCAUCUAUAGCUACUACUGCCAUUUUGUCUCCUCCCCCUACGCAGUAUCGCUAUUCUACCAGAGCCAGAAAAGGACCCACUUCACCAUUAAACUACUCCAGUGACACAAGGCCGCGUCCUGCAAAGAGAGGGCGCUCCAGCACAUGAGACCUGACCAUCAGUCACCACAUGAAGUUAUGGUGGAGAGCACAGCUGAAGCAAUGGCAGCAUGAAAGUCCCUGCUAUGUAUGCUUCCCAUGCUGGUACAUCAGAGACGUGGUCUUGUAUGGCGUUUUUACUUCUCUCCUGUAGAGGAGUGUUCUGUUUCUUUUCUUGCUUUCAGGGUUUGUUUGGUUAAUGUUUAUUAAGACACUUUGCAGUCUGUAAAGACUACGGUAUCAUAAGCAGGACAAGCCAGUUCAGAGCUGCUUCUCUGUGCCAGGGCCAGAUAAACUUCUGUAUUACCCAACUCUGAAUGUCAUCGGGUAUUUCUGUAAAUUUAAAAGUUUCUGGCUCCCAAAUUAUUGCAUAUUCCUAUUAUUUGCCUUGGCAGCUUUGGUUUGUCGUAAGUUUAUGCUCCACCCCUGAGGGGGAAAAGACCCUCCCAUGAGAAACCCCAUUACUGGAAUUAACGGGCAGUAAUGAAUGGUACACGGCUCCAAUUUUUUUCGUAACCUUAAGAAUGUUUUUGCUUUGUUUUUUGUUUUUAAAUCAUGUUUCUUCUGUAUUGGUGCAAGUUCCACAGUUCAGAUGUUUAAAAUAAGUGAAAGAUGCAGCAGGACAGGAUAUGGGAGCUCCAGAGGUCAGUAAUGCGCACAGCUGCUCCAGAGAUCUAUUAGGAAGUUUAAAUGUGAAGGCUUCAAGAAAGCUGCUUGAAACCCUCUGUUUAUACUGCUCUUAUACAGGCUGAAGCCCAUAGAAGUGAUUCUAAAGUCUUUAUUAUUUUAAAAAAUAAAAACCUGUUAUACUUA
Molecule: messenger RNA, 2926 nt
Organism: Rana temporaria (common frog)
Lineage: Eukaryota; Metazoa; Chordata; Amphibia; Anura; Ranidae
Gene: SIRAL1
Product: family with sequence similarity 118 member B
Exons: 10
Coding region: 297-2123 (608 amino acids)
Source: RefSeq, a predicted model, not a curated record